AUGGCCACGACGACGACGACUUCUGACCUGCACGCCCUCCGCCCCGUCGAUCUCUACCAGCCUCUCCACAACAGCAUCCCAGAGGAACUGCUCCCCCGCUUUGACCCCGUCUACGUCGAGUACUACAACAAAUACAACGCCGGACGUCUGCACACCCACGAGGUGCCGAUCGAGGAGUACCGCAAAAACCCAGCCAAAUACACCAUCUCGUACGGCCGUGCUGCCGGACCGGAUGUCUAUCGCAUCACGGAGCAGAAAUGCCCCGUAGACGGCGACGAGAUCACAGUGCGCAUCUUCGAGCCGAAGCCGCCAGAAGACGGCAAUAAAAAGAGGGCCGCUUAUAUCAACUUCCACGGCGGCGGCUGGGUGUUUGGUGACCUGUCUAAAGAUCACGACUUUUGCAAGCGCAUUGUCCACGCCCUCGAUGGCGAUCUCGUCGCGUUCGAUGUCGACUACCGUCUGGCUCCGGAGCAUAAAUUCCCCAUUCCUGUCGACGACUGUUGGGCGGCCUUUAACUGGGUCCGAACCCAAAAAGCGGAGGAAUUCAACCUCGAUCCAAACCGCCUCGCCGUCGGCGGCAUAUCGGCCGGAGGGCAUCUCGCCGCCGUAGUCGGCCAGCUCUGUCGCAACGCCAAUAUCCCCCUGGCCUUCCAGUUGCUGACCGUGCCUGUGUGCGAUCUCCACAGCGUGUUUACGCCCGAAGGAGAGUUCGACCGCGACAACUGCCCGUACGGGUCCUACCGAGAGAUGGAAUUCGCGCCCGCGCUUCCCAUGGCGCGCAUGGCGUUCUUCCAUCGACAUUUCUUGGAAUGUCCGCGUCCGCCAAAGUCUGAGGAUGACUGGAAGAUAUCGCCCAAUCUGUCGACGAAUUUCUCCAACCUGGCUCCAGCCCUGGUCUUCACAGCCGAGCUGGAUCCUCUGCGCGACGAAGGGGAGACGUAUGCGGCAAAGAUGAAGGCAGCCGGCUCGCCGGUCGAAUUGAUCCGUGUUCCUGGCGUGCCGCACACCUUUGCGCAUUUGGACGCUAUCUUGGACGCCGGCAAGAUGUAUAAUGAGAAAGUUAUCGAGGCGCUCAAAAAGUAUCUGCGGACUGUUAAAGAAGAGUUGAGUAGUGCUUGCUUCGCUGAGCCUAGGAAAUACAGAAAAGUCAAACGCGAGCAAGGUUCUCCUACCCAACCCAUGGAAAAGGGGUGUAGCGCCACAGGAAUCUCUCUAUUUCGAGUUCCUCCUCAUACUGAUCCCCCCAAGCGCCCUUCGAAAGAGUGCUUCCCAAUGGGGCACGUUAUAGGUAAACCACAUGGUCUUGGUGAAUUCCCAGUAUUCCGGCUUGAAACCCGCACACUCCCAGUCGAUGAUGCCGCUAAGACGUCCGCCUUCGACGAGCAGGUUGCUAUCGUGCAGAUCAGAAUGCGUAAAGUACGACCGGUGAUCCUGACGAAGGCUCUGGAACUUGUCGCCAAAGAACUCUGCAGCGGUGCAAUCAUGAUGGCUCCUCAACAGAUUGUAAAAGUCGGCUUCUGA
Messenger RNA from Rasamsonia emersonii CBS 393.64, 1521 nucleotides. RefSeq names its product esterase P1-8LC. The record is from RefSeq and is a predicted model, not a curated record. Gene Ontology annotation, molecular function: hydrolase activity. NCBI's taxonomy places the organism in Eukaryota, Fungi, Ascomycota, Eurotiomycetes, Eurotiales, Trichocomaceae. The coding region runs from base 1 to 1521 and encodes 506 amino acids. The transcript has 4 exons.